CCAGUACGAAACGGCUGCAGUUCACAUGAAAAGAGAUCUUGACGGCAUCGCUCUUGUCCACUCGGAUCCUUCCCCGUCCACAGAUCACGCCGCCCAAAGUCAAUUCCACAGCCAGAUCUCAUUCGUUCAUCGCUCUCCUUGAUAGAUCAAGUUUCAUCGACGAAAUACUUGCUUCCGUCGAUUUAGUUGACCAAUUCUUUUCUCUCCCUACGGCUAUGGAGCAGGUUUUCUUUCUCUUCCUUAAUCAAUUCAGAUUAAGCCUGUGCCGAUACCAAGGAGCAUAGAGAUGGGAACUCCGUUCUUCCAUGAGUUCAAGAAGCAGGCUUCUUUUUAUCUCAGAGAAAAGAUCAAGCACGCUCGCUUAGCUCUCACUGAUGUCACUCCAGUAGAACUGCUGACUGAGGACGCAACCAGUGGGAAUCCAUGGGCGCCGGAUGCGAAGACGAUGAGCUUUAUAUCAAGAGCUGCUUUUGAGAUUGAUGAUUUCUGGAGAAUCGUUCAGAUUCUACACAAAAGGCUUGCAAAGUUUGAUAGAAAGUACUGGAGAGAACCCUACAAUGCUCUCGUAAUUCUUGAGCAUCUUCUAACUCAUGGACCAGAGAGCGUUGCAGAUGAGUUCCUGUGUGAUAAAGAUGUCAUAAAUGAAUUGGGCAAUUUCCAGCAUAUCGAUGAGAGAGGGUUUAAUUGGGGAUUUGCUGUAAAGAUGAAAUCAGAGAGGGUAUUAAAGUUGCUUGAGAAAGGACCAGUGCUGAGAGAAGAGAGGGAUCGAGCUCGAAAGGUUACAAGAGGCAUACAAGGCUUUGGAAGCUUCAAUCAGAGAUGGUCAUCACAUGGCACCAUGGAUGGAGUUAAUCAUUCUUCUGAUUACUUUGGAAGAUGGAAUUCUCAUUACGAAGGAUAUGGCCAACAGGAUCAUGAAGAUCGUGGUUCUAAUUCUGAUUCUGAGGCUGGUUAUCAGAAGAACAAGGUUAUUCUUCCUGGUGAAAGAUCCAUGAAUGGAGAAAUUACUCCUAACAACCAUGAAAGAUCAGGGGGAGAAAGGACGAGUCUUGAUGAUGAGGACAAAAGCAAGGGGUUUCUUCCUGAAAAAUCGAAGCUAAAAAUUGAGUUACAGAAUGAAGAGCAUCCUUUUAAUAGCCAUGAGCAUCAGAGAAUGGAAUCAGUGCUCCUUUUGAGACAAUCAUGAGAAACAACGGUUAUUUGAUAGGUUGGUUUAUAUACACAGUUAGGUGGCUUAAAGAAGGUUGCUCCACUUUCUCAGUGAAGGAAACUAUUACCAAACCAAGGCAUGAAAGCAUUGGAAAAUGCAGAACAAACCUAGGUUUUUGUCCUUACUUUCUGGUUUAUUUUUGUUUCUGGUUUAUAAUCUCGAUAGCAAGUGAAUUAUAAGGAUGUUGGUGCUGAUUCUAUGUAUAUUUCUUCUGAUGCAAUACCAAAUACCAGUUCUGUAUUGUUGGUCAUCUGUACUGCUUGGUUUCAUGGAGUUUGUUACUGAGCAUUUAAAAAUUCCCGAGGGUAUGCAUUUAAGGAAAAAGUUUACAUGUGUUCAGUGCUUGGAAAACAUUGUCACUUUUUCCUUUCUUUACGGGAUCUGCAAAACCUUACCACUCUUUC
Messenger RNA from Dendrobium catenatum, 1614 nucleotides. Its product is annotated as ENTH domain-containing protein C794.11c. The record is from RefSeq and is a predicted model, not a curated record. Lineage: Eukaryota; Viridiplantae; Streptophyta; Magnoliopsida; Asparagales; Orchidaceae. Gene Ontology annotation, cellular component: clathrin vesicle coat; plasma membrane; endosome. Gene Ontology annotation, molecular function: clathrin binding; phospholipid binding. Gene Ontology annotation, biological process: endocytosis. Bases 287 to 1186 code for a protein of 299 amino acids. The transcript is spliced from 5 exons.